CAUUUAUUGAGAUAGGGAAGGCUCCUUGGGCCCGCAGUUUACCUGCAAAUUGCAAGAUAAUACAAUGUUCCGUGGAUUUGAUGACGACCCUUUCUUUCGAGAAUUUAAUGACGGAAUGCGACGUACCCACGGGGAUAUACCUGGAAGUAUUAUGGGAAGACGUGAAGACAUGUUCAAAGAUAUGGACAACAUGAUGAACAGCAUGAUGCGAGGAUUUGGUGGCAACAUGGGAAUGCUGGAGGGACCACGUGAGAGUGGGACAGACAGACAGGUCGCUGAACGCCGACCUAACAACGCCAGGAACUUCUUCCCGGACAUGGGAAGUUUGGCUCGGCAGGUGGAUGAAAUGGCAAAGGACGGUAACGGUUACUCAUUCUCCUCUCAACAAGUGUACAGUUACCGUAAUGAUGGUUCGGGUGAACCUCAGAAGUUUCAGGCGACCUCGUCUACCGCUAAGGGACCUGGAGGGAUAAAAGAAACAAAGAAAGGAUUCAAAGACUCAACAAAAAAGACACAGAAGAUGCAAUAUGGUCGACAUAUUGCAGACAGAGCUGCUAUAAAAGAAAGAUCUCAGGUUCGAGAUCAACGACAAGAAAAAACUGAUUACUUCGGUCUCAAUGAGGCACAGGCUCCAGAUUUUAACCGAGAAUGGGGAACAAAAGCCAGCGGUCUCUACAGACCAUCAUUUGCUGACACACAGCCUGCUAAAAACAGAGGGAUUGACAGAACAGGACGUCGAGAGAAAAAAAGAGCACUACCUCAGGCAAAGAAGUAGUAAACGAUCUCCUCGAAAAUUAGAACUAGUUUGCUUGUUUUUUUGACAGAAAAACUCUUGAUAUCUAAUACUAAGAAACGUUUUAUAAAGUUGUACAUAUAAAAAUCAAGCAAGACGGACUUACUUUUUCAUUUCUUCGCGAGUUCGAUUUUAUCAAAAUAAUUGUGUAUUUCGUGUUAAUUAUUCUUAGAGAUA
Bolinopsis microptera is the source of this 970-nucleotide messenger RNA. RefSeq names its product myeloid leukemia factor 1-like. The record is from RefSeq and is a predicted model, not a curated record. Gene Ontology annotation, biological process: regulation of DNA-templated transcription. Lineage: Eukaryota; Metazoa; Ctenophora; Tentaculata; Lobata; Bolinopsidae. Gene Ontology annotation, cellular component: cytoplasm; nucleus. Bases 65 to 775 code for a protein of 236 amino acids. The transcript is spliced from 8 exons.